Haliotis rubra (blacklip abalone) is the source of this 8532-nucleotide messenger RNA. RefSeq lists its product as uncharacterized. The record is from RefSeq and is a predicted model, not a curated record. Lineage: Eukaryota; Metazoa; Mollusca; Gastropoda; Lepetellida; Haliotidae. Gene Ontology annotation, molecular function: RNA polymerase II cis-regulatory region sequence-specific DNA binding; DNA-binding transcription factor activity, RNA polymerase II-specific. Gene Ontology annotation, biological process: chromatin remodeling; regulation of transcription by RNA polymerase II.
ACAUACAAAACGCCCACCGAACGCGGUUACGGAAACAAUCAUCCACGCACAGGACCGUAAUGGUUCGAAAUGGGUGAACAUACAUGCUGAUGAAAAAGCAGAUCGUGGACGAACGCUUUAGAAAUGUUUGCAGUUGUUGUUUAGGGAACUAUGUUUCCUGACGCAGUCACAUCACUAUUUACAUGCGCGAGGAGGCCGCUUAAUCCUCUUAGGAUAUGUAGCUUUAUCUGAGAGGGAGGGUAGCACUGCCUUGUAAUGUCUUUAUGUGUCUCUCCCAGGACCCAAAUACUCAACUUAGACACUUAUAAUCAUGACUAUUGGGAAGCUGGAAAUUUUGUGGACAUGUCAACUUGUGAGUGUGCGUUUCCCGUGAUUUGAGCGACCGAAAACGAUAAUCCAUCUCUGCAUAUUGUGUCUUAGAGGAACUCUUUGUCAAGCGGCCAUUAUUUCGGCUGCUGGCGUAUUUCAGAAAAAACGUCAGCUUCAUCGAGAUGGACUUUCAUGCGGCGAUGGAGACUUUUGCUGAGGCGUGGGUCGCUGCUAACACCCAAACGGCGGUAAAUUCAGAUCCCCAGGCCCUAAAGCAGACUUCUGUGGAGGACCUCCCUACCCUCCUUCCAAAGGACCAGCUCGUGGAACGUGGCCAGGGUGGGAACAGCAACACUGGGCCUGGGGGCCGCAAUAUGGUCCUUGGGGGUGGCAGUACCAGUCCAGGGGGGGUCAACUCGGGAUCCUCUGGGGCAACUACCGGAACCGCUGGAGGCAAUGUCCACAGAGUUGAAAAAUCCACUAGUCCCAAGAAAGCAGACACAACAACACAGGCCAGUGGAGGUCCAGGGAAGUCACUACCAAUUCAUUGUCUAGUGGAGCAGAUAUCAGGUGUGCCGUCUUUUGCCGGGGUGACAAGCUCCACAUGCACAGGGAGUCAGGUUGAGCUGGAUAGCUAUGCCAUCCUCCCCUGCUCCACACUACUGGGCGAUCUGGUCCGCACCGCACUACUCAAGCUUGGCUACUCCGCCACAGACGCCAUGAACGCAAAAGGUGCCAUUCAAAUCAAGAACUGGAAACCACUCACAUUUGAUGCCAUUACUGAUGGUCCCCAGUCCACUGUGGAUGAUAUUCUCAGUGAACUCACCAAUGUUGCCACGCUCAGAAUUCACUUAGCAAGUAACCCAUGUUUGUCCACAGCCGAGGAAAUAAAAGAUAAGCUCCUGCAGCUCCUUCUGUCUCACUCACAGGGGCUGCUUAAUGAGGCUGGAUGCCCCAUUGAGAAGACACUUCUGUCAUCUUUGUCCCGUGGUGAGAAACCUGACAGCCUAUCAGACGAAGUGCUGAACGCAUUUGACAAGUGGUACCGGGACCAGUUGACGAGGCGGCAGCGCCCACCUCCUCUGAUGCAGCAGCAGCAGCAGCAACAACAGCAGCAGCAGCAGCCGAAGACUGCAGACAGUGACAAGCUGAUUGAGCCAGUGAAACCGGCCAGUCCCAUCAUCCCAUCAUCCGAGUCAAAGGAGAACCAUACCACAUCACCUCUGUUCAAUCACUGCCGAACACGUAUCCGCACGUCGUUUGACCCGGAACAUGAGAUCCCGAGACUUCAGAAGUGGUUCCAGGACAACCAGCAUCCAUCAAGGGAGCAGAUGAUUCAGUACAUGAAUGAACUCAACUCCCUAGAUUCAAGGAAAGGCAGGCGACCCCUGGACCUUACAAACAUUAUUUAUUGGUUCAAGAAUGCCCGUGCUGCUCAGAGACGGGCUUCAAAGGCCAUGGAUGAUUCUUUUGAGAAUGAGGAAAAUGGUGACGUGGCUCCCUCAAGUAUCCCCUAUCUUCCAAAUAAAAAUGCUGUGUAUAUGAUUCCGUUUCCGUUUAAUUCCCACAUCAUGCCCUCAGAUGGCCAGGCCGAUGAACCUUGUGACCUCUCGGUUGCUAAGAAACGGCAGGAAGAGGUAUCGGAACCCCAGGAGAAAUCACAGCCAGUACAAGACAGUAUUGUACCAAUGAAGUCCUUCAAUGGAAAUAACAUUAAUAUGGCACACAGUCCUUAUGAGGCAACGAUUAAACGUGAAACGCCUGAUCCUUGUCAUUAUGAGAAUGAGGCUGAAGCCAAGAGUGACAUGAGCUACCCAUGUAUGAACGGCUCUGUGCAGAGUAGUGUGGAGAGUAGUCAGAAACAGGAACAGGAAGUGGACAACUACAACAACAACCAUGACGACGACGACAAGAUGGAGGACGUCGACCAGGAUGAUGUCGAAGAUGAAGAGUACGAGUCUAGUGAUGACAUGUCAGAUGUGAGCAUCUCCGGUGAAGAGCCCAUCUCUAUGUUGAAGAAGGAGCAUGACAGCGAACACGACUACCGCAAUGCCAUGAUGAUGCCAGUGUCAGUUGCCAACUCGAGUGCGGCAAAUAUGGCCGCCCUCUCUCUUGCCCAGAUGGCCCAGCCUCUACAUGUGCCCCAGUUACCUCCCCCACUCAUGACCUAUUACCCGGUGAAUGCUACGCUUUUACUCCCCCCAGUCAAACUCUUUACCUCAUGGCCCUCAGCAACACAACUCCCCCCACAAGCAUCAUGAGACGAGAAGCGUCGCCGCACGCGGGUCUUCAUCGACCCCCUCACAGAGAUCCCCAAACUAGAGAAGUGGUUCCUGGAGGACACCCAUCCCUCGGCGUACAUGAUUGAUAAAUACUGUGAAGAACUGAAUAGGUCUGAGUACCGGGCCAAGUUCCCUCGGCUCGAACCCAAGAAUGUCCAGUUGUGGUUUAAGAACCACCGGGCCAAAGUUAAACGUAUGCGUCUUAGUGCAUGAUUUGGACAGUAUUGUGUUCCUCCAUCCUAUUGGUCAAUAGACCAGUCUCACUUGAGAUUAUUCUAUUUGUCAAGAAGCCAGUCUCCCUUGAGAUUACAAUGUUGAACAUGCAGUUAAUCAGACAUUUAACCAUCCCUCAAGCAAACUAUCACCAACAUGAUCCUCCAUGUUGUAUUAAACACUCGGCUCUGUGACUUGGACAUCUGUUUACUUAAACCUAUUUCUGGCGGUCACAGUUCUGUAAAUCUUUUGUGUGUAAGAACUGGUUUCAAUUCAGUUUAUUCAUAAAAUUCUUAAUGAAUAUAAAUUCAUUAUUCAAUUUUAUUUAAUAAUGAGCUGAACCUACUGUUAUUUUAAUUUAAAGGUAUCAGCUCAUAUUUUUAUUUCAAACAGAUUGAAUUAGAUUCCAGGUCUUUGUCUUAUUUGACCAAUCAGAAUCAAUCAGUCUUCGCAGAUAAAACCUUUCAGCUAUAAGAUGUUUUGCUCAGGGCAUGGUUAUUUGGCUUAUUGAUUGUCACAUGAACGUGAUGUGAGUUGUCUCCCCUUAUUGUUGAUGGGGACUUGGGACGGUAUAAGUGUUAGCAAUAAAUACUACUUGCUGGAGGCAGCAGAUGUUUAUAGCAGAUACACUAUACAUGCUAUGGUUUGCUUCCAUUGUUAUUGUCUGUUGGUACGAUCGCACAAGUAACAUGAAUAAUGAUAUUAUAGUCUAACGGAUGAUGUUGCUGGCAGUGAUAUUAUUCUACUUAAUCUCUCACUUGAUUUGUAUGUUGGUAUCUGAACAGGGUCAAUGUAUUUACCAUAGAUUGUGCCAAACAGCCAAGGAGUUAAUGUUACAAUGAAUAGUGCCUCAUAUCAAUACGACCAUUGAUUCUGUGCUAAAUAUCAGGCAACUUUUCAUCUGUAUGUACACUUAUGCUGAUGAUCGUAUCUGGUGGCAACCUUUCUGUACUCACAGUGUGGUCAAUUAAAAAAUCAUCUGCUUUAAUAAUUAGGAAUGUGUGGAAACAACAGGUUUAUUUACGGAGUAAUUUGGGUGCUGCCCACAAUCAUGUUUCACGGAAGUGCUUGGAUUGUCUUACUUUGCAUUGUUUUACGUUGACUUACAACAGUCUGACAAUCAGGAGCCCUGUACUUAGAUUUACAACAGUCAUGAUUCAACAACUGUCAUUAAGUUGGUUUAACAUUCACUUGUGAAUUCAUUCUCAUAUGCUUCUCUGUCUUAUGGGCCCUCUGGGCUUACUCUGUUUAUUUUCUAUCUGAAUUAUGUUUUAGAUGUUGCCAACCCCUUCUCUUUCCUGGUUAAUAUCAAGGUUGACUCGUAUAAGCAGGUGACUAGUUGGUUGAAACUAGUACACUGUUUCUUUCAAGUUUGGUCCCUAAAAUGUGUUUUGUACCCACUGCAAGCACUGAGCACCUGAGCACUUUUAAUAUCUGCAACAUCCCUCAUCAUUCACGUAUACUGAUCAGUACUCACUAAGAGGAGAAUUACUUAACAUCUCACCGGAUGUUACAUGUGUUAAUUUUGUUCUUACAUUUAUAACAUUUGAUACCUACAUUUGGUAACUAAAUACUUGUGUGAGAAUGUGUGUGUAUGUUUCUGAGAGUGUGUGUGACCAUCUGUGCAAGUAUCACCUUGUUGCUACGGAAACCACAUGAAGGUCAGAUCCUGAUGCUCCUCAUAAACCCAUCCAUCCUUCUUUAAUACAUUGUGUCUUUAAUACCAAUAUUGCCUUAUUCGGAAUUUUGAGCCGCAAAGGUCCAAGUUUGAAAUAUUUCUGUUUUAGACCUGUUCUCAAUGUCUCACAUGACCAACUAGUCACGUCUUUACAGCACUUUCCCUAUAGUUAGAUUACUUAAAUGCCAUGUCCACAUACUUAGAUUACCAGUCAACCAUGUUCCAAAACUUACAUAACUAGGAAAAUGGAAAGUGCUCAGAAUGCAUCACACAAGGGUGAAAACUGAUUGAUUGAAAUACUAAACUGAAACAGCUGACAGGUAGGAUAUGACUAGGAUGACGUUGAGGGGUAAGAUGUAGAAAGUCAAUGAUUGUUUGAAAUACUAAACUGAAACAGCUGACAGGUAGGAUAUGACUAGGGAUGACGUUGAGGGGUAAGAUGUAGAAAGUCAAUGAUUGUUUGAAAUACUAAACUGAAACAGCUGACUGGUAGGAUAUGGCUAGGGAAGACGUUGAGGGGUAUCAGGAUGGACUUCCAUGAUGUGAUUCUGUGUUGAAUGUCUGAGUGCAAUAACAAUAUCAUCAGCAUAUUAUGGGUACUCAUCACUUGUUGUUUUAGUUGGAUCACUAGAUCUGUUGUUUGUUGCUGUUAUUUUGUAUUAUGUUAAGUUAGAUUUUGUGCUCUACGCAAGCUUUUGACUAUCAAAAACAAUAUAACUAAAAAAACUACCAUUAGAAAUUAUCAGUAUUUGACCAGAUACUGACCUUGACUAUCAGGAAACAGUAGGAAUUGCCAGUACAGGUAGAAAUAAUCACAACAUCUGUCCAAAUGCUGACCAAUCUUGAGAUGGGACAUCACCCUUUCUUUCACAUAAGCAUUAGAUAUGACAAAUCUCCACCAUGUUUCUAUCAUGGACACUAUCACUGAUCAAAGACUCUUGUUUUUAAGUUUCCAAUCAGUUCAAUGUUUUUGUGGUAAGUUCUGCAAAUCCAUAUUUUUUUGUUAAACAAACAAAGCCAAAUUUGAAAUGUGUGUCACCACUGACAGGCCGAUAUUGAUUGCAGAGGUAAGCUUCUCUUUGAUACUUGAAAGAUCAAUGGUAGCUUUCAUGUCUGUAGUUCUGGGAUUGACGAACAAUGCCGCACUGCAGAUCUUCUCAGAGGAUUAGGUUAAGCUGGGGAUGAUCACCAGGGAAAAUUGUGUAUUGAUUUCCCCGGCCGUGCUAAGCUUUAAUCUGCUAGAUUACAUUCCCAGUAAGGAUUGACAUGUUCACCACACAGCAAUCAAUAUCGAGAGAGGAGGCACGCUCAUAUGGAAGGUUUGGGCUCACAAUUACUGAAAACACAUCCACAGAGCUAUUGUUUAGCAUCAGGGCAAACAAGGAGGUUGUUAAUUCAAACAUGCUAAACUGCAGCAAUUUAUUUGAAAGAAAAUUGUCUAUUUUAAUUGAUUUAUAUAAAUUCAUAACUCUGUAAAUAUAUAUAUAUGUACUGAUUGGAAAGAGUUUUUUCAUAAUGGUAUGGAUGACAUGUUGUAGAUGUACACAUUUGUGGAUCCUUUUGUUGUAUGUUCAUAUGGCCUAUUCCUGCACAGUUGCCUAUGAACUAUGGUUCUUUAUAGCUGUGGAAAUAUUAACCUUUAUACAAUGUCUCUCUAAUAUCUGUCUGAGGGUGCCGAGAACCCUGUGUCAUGUCUCCGCAAUGCUCAGUAGAUUCACCCUACCAGUAUUACCUUGGGGGUAGUGGGACAGCAGGUGGGGGUGAGAAUGUGUAUGGGUGAGAUGAGAACAAGAGUCGGGGCAGGGAUGGGUGGGAAAAGGGGUGGGAUCUGGUGGGGUGAGAGUACAAGAAUGUGAAGGGUUUGAGUGGGUUGGGAUAAUGAGAAUUUAUGGUAACAGAAACAUGUAGGGGUGGAAUACAGUGUAGAGCCCCUGAAUCUAAAAAUGUUUCAUCUCAUUCAGUGAACAUGUUGUGCAAUCCUACUGUCAGCUGAUUGUCUGAGGUGUAGUACUUGUGUGUUUCCAUAGUGCUGGUGUACCUCCUGGACACCUACAGGCCAAACUCGCCACAUACUCAAUGUCUCUUUAUAUUGGUCAAAGGUAGAUAACUCCUUCCUGAAUUCAUCAUCAUUUCAGCACUUUUGUUAUGAUUUUCACACUUUGUUAAAGUUUUAUACAAAAUAAGAAUGAAAAAUAAAUGCUUUGUCUGUGAGUUGUAUCACAAAUAUUUUAUACAUCAUGUUGACAAGAUGUCUUACUCAUAAACACUGUUGCAAACAGAACUGUAGUUUCUGUGAUGUGCUCUGUGCUUCAUGUAUGUACAUUCUAGUACAUGGAAGUGUGAAGGUGUAUAUUUCUCCGACAUGAACUACAGCUGUAGAACUGUCCUUGUAAGCUUACUGCAAUAUUUUGCACCCAUAUCCUCACAUCAUAAUUUAUUAUUGUGCAUGCCUAUUAUUAUUAUCAUCAUUAUUAUUAUUGUCUGCGUUAUGUAAUCUAAGCAUAUUAUUAUUAUUGUCAUAUUUUGUGUUUUGAUUCUAGUCAAAUGUAAAUUGCAUAACACUUCCCUCUUUUGAGAAUUGUCAUUUUAAGAUUUGUGCAAGAAAUUUAUCGAUUCAUCCAAAUUUUGCAAGUCAACUCCAAAGUGCUAUUAGAAUGUGUUUGAUAUUGUACUGAUAGAGUUUGAUGAGUUAAUUGUUGGCUGAAUUUGAGAGGUGGGACCCUGUGACCUCUGUUCAACUCUACUCUAGUCUGUAUAUACUGCAAACCACAUCAGCUAUAUACACUGAAUACUAAACAUUUUAUUGCAUUUUCAGAAACAAAGUAUCAAAUUGACGGGAAGUUGAAUGAGAUUGUACAUUUUUUGGUAUAAAAAGAAUGUUACCAGAAGCAUAAAUAUCUUCCGAUUCCUAUGACAUUUUUGUAAUUAUUGUGAGGAAUGUCUCUCCCGACUUCUCCCUGUAUGUCCAGCAUAGUACUGUUCUUGCAAAACAUAAUAUUUUCAUUGUUGCGUUUUUUAUAUGCACUUAGGUUGGUGAUAAAUAUACUCAUUUUUGACAUGAAUACAUUGCAUAGUUGGAAAGAACUCCAGUUUUCACUGUUGGUUGGUGAUGUACUGAGUAACUUAAUGCUUUCUGAAAUAUGUUGUUUCUUCUUGUUAAUGGUAAUUGAUAUUCUACCUAUGGGUGAUAGGCUGAGAAGGCUGUAACCUAUUCAACACAACUGUUGUCGUUAUUACAAGGCGGCUACAAGUUAAAGUAGCCAGAAAUUGUGAACAAUGUUGGUAUAUUUCAGUGAUUGUCUCCUGAAGAGAAUGUUGCAAGUCUCCUGAAGAGAAUGUUGCAAGUUACAUCCCAUAUUUUGUGAACUGUGUUGCAAGGACAUUUCACUGAUUUUCUGUGAACAUUGCUGCAAAAGACAUCUCACUCACUGUAAACAUUGUUGCAAGAGACAUCUCUCUGAUUGUCUAGUGAAGAAUGUUGCAAGAUACAUCUCACUGAUUGUAAGUGAUGUUGCAAGAGACAUCUCACUGAUUGUAAAUGAUGAUGCAAGAGACAUCUCACUGACUAAACAAUGUUGAAAGGACACCCCUCUGAUUGUCCUGUGAACAAUGUUGCAAGAUACAUUUCACUUAUUUUCUGUGAACAUUGUUGCAACAGACAUCUAACAAAUUGUCUGCAAACAAUGUUGCAAGGACAUCUCACCUAUUGUCUAUGACCCAGAGAAUGCAGGUCAACAUUGUCAGUUGUGUUUCUUAAGUGUUGUCAUGACAACAUUUUGUUUUUGAAACCCCAAUUCUACCUUCCAUUAGACGUUUCUUGCAAGUGGCCUGUACUCUAAAGUCUCACCUGUCUGUAUCUACUCAUGUUGUCUCUCUUAUUUAAGUUAUCUACAACUGUAGCUAGCAUGCACAGUGUCUUUCCGUCACUUUCACUGGACAAUCAGGCCAGGUCGACAUGAUACGCAAUGUACAUAGAGUUCUAUACAACCAUGUCACUGUACUGAGACGUGUACUCAUGAAUAUGCAAUAAAAUGGUAUUGAUAUAUGUUA